This is a messenger RNA of Phytophthora nicotianae INRA-310, 1353 nucleotides long. RefSeq lists its product as hypothetical. NCBI's taxonomy places the organism in Eukaryota, Oomycota, Peronosporomycetes, Peronosporales, Peronosporaceae. The transcript is spliced from 3 exons. The record is from RefSeq and is a predicted model, not a curated record. Bases 78 to 1289 code for a protein of 403 amino acids.
CAAAAGGGUGAUUUGGUGUCUUAUACCCUGCCAGUGCCCACAUCGCAUAACUCCGAGACACCCAGAACUCCUCAAAGAUGGACGUGACUGAAGUGCUAACGCUUCUUGACGCCAUUGACAGCAACGAAAGCGACUCCAGCUCUGCUACAUCGUUCGUUGAGAGCGAGCAUGGCAGCGAUGGUGUUCCAAAUUCUUUACCUCGGCAACCGCAAUUGAAGGCAAAAAAGGACCGCAGGCGGAAGGAAGGACCUGUGAGGUACACAACAAGUCUCCAGCGUCGCAAGAAGGCAGAGCUGAACGCUCUGAGAGAAGAAGCACAGCAGCUUAACGCUCAGUUGGACAGACUGGUGCGAUCUCGUAUUAGCCGCAUCGGAAUGGUAUCAACACAAAACCCAAAUCCCAAUACAUGGCGCAGUCUUGCUAUGAUCGAGAGUGAGGGGCGUGAGCGAGCUGAACGCACCAACCGAGAGCUGAAGGCAAUCAUGGCAAACCAGGUCAAGGUGUAUGCUUCGAUUCGCAAAAUACUCGGACGAAAUGAUUUGCUGCAGGGAAUGGAUCUUGUAUUCGAGGCCCAGCCAACGUCUGACCGACCUCUGCAACAGCUCGAUUUCAGCGAUGCCAUUCUGGCUGAACUGUCAAACAGCUUGGGGGGAUUGCGCUUACAAGCGAACAAUGUACUGCCAGCCCUGGAGAUGAAGCCCUCAAUCAUCUGCAGUAGUCAGGUCAAGCAGCUCCAAACUGGUGGCAACUGCGUCGAGACGACGUCGAUCACUCCACUGACAUGUCCGAUUCAGGAAGCGGCUACAAUUCUGUGGCAUCAUAUCACGACGAAGAAGAACAAGGACACCCAGAAGUCGUUCCGCUUCGUCCGAACAAGAAAUCCCAAUUCGGUUGAGAGGAAUUGCAUGGCUUCACUUCCUGAUGGGAACAACUUGCUCGUAAAUCUCGACGGCGUGAAUAUUGUUCGCAUGUACGAAGAAGGGAAUCAAAUCGUCCUCGUCGGAUCAACGACCUGGUUCCUGCCGACAGGGGGUCUUGAAUUUGAGGAUCACCACUGGACGAUCAUUUCGCCAUCUCCAAGGAACCCGCAGCACUCUUCCGUGGUUCGCAGUUGUUACCAGCUACAAGUAAAACGGCUGGAUUCAGCAUCAGUUCUACCAGUGGACUUUGCGCACGUUGAGGAAGUGGUAAUGAAGUCAAUUGGGGGGAAGCUACGAAACGUGCUUCAAUUGCAGCAAAAUGUGCUGCUGGAAAAAGCUGACCCUAUCAUUAGUAGUGCGGAAGUUUAGGAAUAUUUGUACGUGAAGUACAUAAUAAUGAGAACUAAUACAAGACCUCUUCUUUAGGUAAUAA